CAACAAGCUGUGAGCCUGUUUGGCAGCUGACGGAUCUGUUACUCAAAUUGGGGUGCCUGCUGCUGUCGCCAUCUUGCAUGCCAUGGGGAGCCCACCAGCCAAGAUGAAGUUCUGCCCCAUCCACAUGCUUUCUGUAAGAAUCAUACAAGCUAAGAACAUCAAAUCAAGAGACCUGUGGACAGUUCCAUUUUCCUGCCAAAACCUUGCGGGGCAAUGUUAUUCACUGCUUGAUACCAGUCUGAAGUAUUUAGGCAUCUUGGGAUGCAGUACACAUCAUCAGUCAAGUCCAGACUCCAGCUCUGAAAGACAUCACCUUGGAGAUUUCCUUUCACACCGUUGUCCAGCUUCACAAAUGACUGCAUCAGACUGCUACGUGCGCUUGUGGCUGCCGUCUGCUUCAAAUCGAAAGCUUCAGACCAAAACCAUCAAGAAUUCUGACAACCCUAUCUGGAACGAGACUUUCUACUUUAGGAUCCAGAGAGAAGUUGAGAACAUCUUAGAACUGGCAGUGUGUGAUGAAGAUCCACUCACCAAAGAUGACAUGCAGUUCACAGUUCUUUUUAAUAUUGCUAGAAUCAGACCAGGAGAGACAAUCCGUGAGACAUUUGCUUUGAAAUCAGAGAAAGAGACAUGUACUAGGAAAUGGGAAAGUUUAGAAGUGGAAUUCUGGAUGGAAAGAAUUCCUGGCCCUCCAGAGCACAUAAUUACCAAUGACGUCCUAGUGUCCCGUGAUCUCUGCUGCUUGGAAGUACAAGUGGACAUUAAUGAAAGCAGGAAAUAUCUGAAAGAGGGUAAAAAUCUCGUGCUUACCGUGCCUGAAUCUCAUGAGAGAAUACAGAAAACUACAGAGGACAAAGACACUUUCUACUUCCAUUGCGUGAAGGCUUGGGAGCCAGUUCUGAAAAUCAGGCUGCAGAAAGUUUCUGAUAAGGAAUAUGAGGAUAGCAAUUUAAGUGACACCUUAACAGUUCCACUGAAAUUUCUCCCUGUUGGAUAUAAAGUGAAAAUAACCCUCCCUGUAAGAAAUAAUGUGCCACUGUAUUUGUACCUCCAACUAAAUGAUUGCACAGAAAAACUAGAUGUGCGCUUAGGCUAUGAUUUAUGCCGAGAAGAGCAAGAAUUCUUGCUAAAAAGGAAGAGAGUGGUUGCCAGUGCCCUGAAAAGGGUGCUUCAUCUGGAAAGAGAUCUACAUGGACACGAGGUCCCAGUAAUAGCUGUUAUGGCAACAGGCGGAGGCCUCAGAGCAAUGUCAGCUAUGUUUGGCCACCUCAUAGCUCUCCAGAAGCUUAAUCUGUUGGACUGUGUUACCUACGUCACUGGGGCUUCUGGCUCGACAUGGACCCUAGCAGACCUGUAUGAGCAUGCUGACUGGUCACAGAAGUCUCUAGAGGGGCCACUUCAGGCAGUAAAAGAACAAGUGACAAAAUGCAAGCUCAACCUUAUGUCUAUAGAACAUCUGAAGUAUUAUCACAAGGAACUUGCUGAAAGAGCAAAAGCAGGACAUGUGUCAUCUUUUACAACUCUGUGGUCCCUUGUUCAGGAAAUGUUUCUACAUGAACGGCCAAGAAAGUACAAACUCACAGAUCAGCGCAAAGCUUUGGAGCAUGGACAAAACCCAUUGCCUUUCUAUUCAGUCCUCAAUGUGAAAGAGGAAAAGUUCAGUACAUUCAGAUUUAGAGAGUGGACAGAGUUCUCUCCUUACGAGGUGUCCAUACCAAAAUAUGGAGCCUCGAUUCCUUCAGAAUACUUUGACAGUGAGUUCUUCAUGGGAAGGCGAGUGAAGAAGCUGCCAGAAUCUCGAAUCUGCUAUCUGGAAGGUCUUUGGACAAACAUCUUUACUAGGAAUUUGCUGGAUGGCUUGUACUGGUCCUCAAAUUCAAAUGAAUUCUGGGAACGAUGGGCCAAAGAUAUGGUAGAUAUAGAAAAGCAUUCCCCUGAGGAAGACAUCACUGUCAUCGAGCCUCCUUCUUGCUUGUCAGGGAAGCUGUAUGAGAUGUUCCAAGACAUUAUGACCAAGCGUCCACUUCUGGGAAAGUCCCAUAACUUCUUGAGAGGCUUAGAAUUUCAUAAGGAUUAUAUCCAUCAGAGAAAGUUUAUUGAAUGGAAAGACUCUGUGCUGGAUGCUUUCCCUAACAACCUGACACCGCUGCAGAAAUACCUUUGCCUGAUAGAUGUUGGCUAUUUCAUCAACACCAGUGGUGCAGGGCUUUUCAAGCCAGAGAGGAAUGUAGAUGUCAUUAUCUCACUUGAUUAUGGCUUGGGGAAUGUGUUCAAGCAAUUAGAGAUGACAUACAAAUACUGCAAGAUACAAAAAAUCCCGUUCCCAAAAGUGGAGAUAAGUAAAGAAGAAGAGAUGAACCCAAAGGAAUGUUACGUGUUUUCGGAUGCAGAGGACCCCAGAGCACCCAUAGUAAUCCAUUUCCCCCUGGUGAAUGACACCUUUAAGGAAUUCAAAGAGCCUGGGGUAAAGCGCUCUCUCUCAGAGAUGGAGGAAGGCAAAGUGAAUCUGGAUAACAGCUGCUCACCCUAUUACCUCAUUAGGCUAAUUUACUCAUCUGAAAACUUUGACAAGCUUGUGAACCUGAGCACAUACAACAUCCUCAAUAACAAAGACCUGCUCCUCCAGGCAAUCCGGAGUGCUGUAGAACGGAGGAGAAGCAGCAGGACUUGGAAUCUCCCCAGCUACUCUAGAGCUGGAUACCGCUAGGCUGGGUUUUUGCACUGUUCCCUACUGAAGGCAACAACAGUCACACUACAACACAUCACAGUCACAUUACAACAUGUCAUAGUCACAUCACAACACAUCACAGUGUUCAUUAUUUGCAAGAAACUGAGGAAACCUGUACAUUUCUCAUCUUGCCUUGUUCAAGUUCCUGGCUUUCAAAAGGGUUUAUUUAGGCUCCUUCCCCCAAUCUUUCAGACCACAAGAGCUUCACACUGCGGUCUUGCUUUGUUAAGAUAUUAGGGUCCUGGUUAGCAGAGAUCUUCCAGGAUCGACCUGAUGUUAUACAAUAUGGUGGUGGUGAUAGUGAUAGUUCUUCAGAGCCUGUUACCUCAAUCCUGAGCCUAUUGUCGGUGUCUUUUCAAUGCUUGGUUACAAAGCAACUCCUGGCCAUUUGCAUUCAGUGAUGUCCAGAUUUUCAGACGGGCUGAGCAACUAGAAUUUGCACUGAAUUGGUGGGCUCAGCUUUGAAGUCAGGCCAAAGAGUCAUAUUUAUCUGUGAACAACGGCCAAACUGCAACGUGAGCAAUUGCAUUCUGUCUGGCCAAUUACCUUUGCUGAUUUAGAAAUUAUUCCUUUUUUUUCCAUUCCUCUGCAAGAGCUUGGCACAGAAAGACUGCUCCAGACUGCCAUGAGGGGGGCAGUUACAUUUCAAGGAGAGAGGACAUUAGCUACAGAGAGGGAGUACAGUGCUUUUGAGCAUUAGCUGGAGGAAAAAUUCCGCACAAGGCAUGAGUGAUUAUAUUGAUUUAUAUGGGUAGUGCCUUCAUGCAUUAAAAUGUCAAAAGUCUGAAACAAGCUUUUGAUACCAGAAAUUCAAGGGGAAUAAUUACCAUAGACUCAAGUACAGUUAAUUUAAUAAGACAUAAGCUAGUGCUCCUUAUGUAUGUCAACUGAAUGCAGGAUAACAUAACUCACAGAAUGCACAGACAUUGUAUUUUCACACCCAGAAGAUUUUUUCCUGUUACAGUCUUCUACCCCUAA
This is a messenger RNA of Melopsittacus undulatus (budgerigar), 3706 nucleotides long. RefSeq names its product cytosolic phospholipase A2 beta. Gene Ontology annotation, biological process: glycerophospholipid catabolic process. Gene Ontology annotation, molecular function: calcium ion binding; calcium-dependent phospholipid binding. The record is from RefSeq and is a predicted model, not a curated record. Lineage: Eukaryota; Metazoa; Chordata; Aves; Psittaciformes; Psittaculidae. Bases 83 to 2707 code for a protein of 874 amino acids. Gene Ontology annotation, cellular component: cytosol. The transcript has 21 exons.